Paramuricea clavata is the source of this 1445-nucleotide messenger RNA. NCBI's taxonomy places the organism in Eukaryota, Metazoa, Cnidaria, Anthozoa, Malacalcyonacea, Plexauridae. The record is from the annotation of a GenBank genome assembly.
AUGAUUAGUUAUGAACAGCUCUUGGUCUUACGAGGAGAGCUUAAAGUAACAGCAUUGGAUUUCAGUGCAGAUGAUCAGCAUCUUUACACCGGAUCUGCUGAUGGUAAGCAUCGAAAUCCCCAGUCACACGAGCAUGAACCUUGAUGGGGCUUGGCAAACAAGAGUUUCCUAGGGAGUAUCAUCAACUCCAGUUAUUUUGAUGAGAGUGACAGCAAAGCGCAAACGAGAGUUGCGACUAAAACAUAUUUCUAGCUAAAACGUUUUCCCACAACUGACUGGGGUUAUCGAGAUAGUUGCGUGUUGCCCACUAUGACCAUGGGGAACAGAUUUUAUAGAACCCCUACAUUAAGUGCCAAUAUCCCCAAAUAUGCGUUUUGGAUAACCUAAUAAUUAUUUCGGUUGUUUACCCCUAUCCAAACUGGGAGUGCCGGCGGAAUGUGUGCGUGCUGAUUUUAAAAGUUGAUAUCUCCUAAACCAGUACAGGUAUGGUUUUAAAACAUCACGGCAUCCUAAAUAUUUAUUAUUAUUAUGUGAAAAAUAUUACGCCAAGAAAAAUUUACAACGUAGUCGUUAACACCUACCAACACUAAAUUUUAGUAUUUUUAAUUGAAUUAUAAUAAUUACAAUAAAAGUGAGCACUUUUUAAUAAAAAGAAAAUAUUUUUACUACCUAACAAAACCGUUAAAAAUUGCAAUUAGGAAAAUAAUUUUGGAAAACCUAAAUUUCUGGUUUUGCAAUUAAUGAAAUCAUAAUUUGUUGCCAUGACAAUAUAAGUGUAAUAAUAUAUUUGAACAAAGCACACCGUCCACAUGUAAAAGUUUCGUCGGAACAUACCAAAUGGUUCACGAGAUAUUGGCCGCGGGUACUUAAGCUCCCCUCCCCCCCGCCAGUUUCAGAUGACCCGAAACAGUCCAGUUUGAGUCCGAAUAGGGUUAAGAAGAAAUGUGAUAUGGCUGUGUUGACAAAAACUAAUCUUAUCCACGUUUUGCCCUCAUGAACUACAAAUUAGUUUGCUUUUGUUUUUUCCUGCCAAAAUUCAUCUAGUGACACCACAUCUGCCAACUUCGAUAGUGAUUAAACUUAUCAAGAUGAAAUCUUUUACGGCAAAGACAUAUUACAUUUUGUUCUCAGAUAACCAAAAUACUACACAUGACAGAAAUUUUAUUUGAGGUUAUAUACAAUUGAUGAACGACAAUCUGACUAUUUUUUUCAAUAUGUACUAGGGCAACUUAACUUGUGGCGUGUGGCCUCAGGUGAACUGUUGGAUGUCAUUCCCGCACAUGAUACAGCAAUCUGGAGCCUGUGUACUACUCAAGAUGGACUGUGCAUUGCUACUGCAUCAAACGAUACCACUAUUAAGUUAUGGCGAGCGGAUACUUUGAAUAUUGAAGCUAUAGCUACUUUGGUCGGCCAUACUGAUUCCGUGUGCAGUGUUGUGGAAACAA